Molecule: messenger RNA, 483 nt
Organism: Ixodes scapularis (black-legged tick)
Lineage: Eukaryota; Metazoa; Arthropoda; Arachnida; Ixodida; Ixodidae
Product: 1,2-dihydroxy-3-keto-5-methylthiopentene dioxygenase-like
Exons: 5
Coding region: 1-483 (160 amino acids)
Biological process (GO): L-methionine metabolic process
Molecular function (GO): acireductone dioxygenase [iron(II)-requiring] activity
Source: RefSeq, a predicted model, not a curated record
AUGGGCCCGACGCACUUGAGUUUCGGCCUCGUGAUGAGGGCGUGCUACUUGGGUCAAAGCUGCCACACGCUGACAACCCAGGACUUGUAUGAAUCCCUAAACAUCAGGACGUACAGCGCCUCCGGAAUAGAAGACGGAGAGAGGGAGCUCAACGCGUUAAUGGAAGAGACAGGCUGGCGUACUGUACUGGAAUAUGUAAAGGACCCUAAUGGAAGCAAUGAGGGAAUACCGCUGGAGGCUUUAGGACACGAACAUAAACAUGCCUAUCAGGAGGUGCAUUACAUCAAGCAGGGCACUUGUACAUUUGACGUGCGGGACUCCCAAGACAUGUGGAUUCGCAUGGAACUGGUGCCUGGAGACCACUUCGUCCUGCCUUCGAACUUAUAUCACAGAUUUAAUCCUUCUUCGAUAAAGGAGGUGACCAUUAUCCUUCAUAUUGUUCCUGAAGGCUACACUAAUAUUACUCAAUUCAGAAAAGCCUAA